GGGUAUGAGAUGCUAUUAAUUGUAAUAUGGGGGGUGGGGGUGAUAAGCAAGCCAAUGCGAAGUUGGAUGUUGAAUAGUGCAUAGAUUUUUCCUCCAUUGUCUUGAUCUCCAAACAAUAGCAUUCUCACCCAUCAAAGACAUAUUAAAGUGGGUGGAUUCUGGAAAAAUCAUUUCCAGAAGAUCUGUGUUAGGUGUCAUCGCAUCAUCCGAUUUGGCUAUAUUAUCUUUAGAAAUGUCAAGGCCUUGUAUAAAACUACUUAACCCUUUAUGACUACGUUAAAUGCUAAUGAGUUACUGUAUAACUUGGUUACUAAGUAUUUGGGUAAGAGGUUUAGACCCAUAUAAGGGGCUUAUUCUGUGUGUGCGCGCGCGCGCGAGACACUGUGAGCCAAGUUAAAUGGUGGAUUUUUUCCCUCAUCCAUGUCCCCUCAAUGUUAGCGUGAAGUUUCCUCGUGUGUUGAGCAAUUUCCCACCUGAUCAAUUUAUUUCUCAUUUUUUUAGUAAGAAAUUCAUUGAAUUAUUGGGUUGUAGUAUCAGGUAUGUGUUCACUGGGCAACAUAUAGACGAAGAGUUCACCAAUCAAAUACUGGCAACAAUGCUCUAUCUUGACUUUGUCGAUUCUUGCAAAAGGAUGUAUACGUACAUCAAUGAUCCCUGUGGAGAUCUAAAAAGAUGCACCAUUUUUGAAGCUCACUCCAAGCAUGGCUGCAUGGGUAUCUAUGACACAAUGCAGAGCUUGAAAAGUCCUGUUGGCACCCGCCUUUUGGGCUAUGCCUAUAAUUUGGCAGGCUUUCUGCUUGCAGCUGGGGAGAAGGGAAAUCACUUUGCAAUGCCCCUUUCAAAAAUGUCCCUACAGUCUCCUCGUGGUAUAUAUCAUCAUCAUCAUAGAAAAUUUGUUGUAAAUAAGCUUCCUACUGCACUUUUUUUCUUUACUUAUAGUUUAUAUAUGGAUGUGUUUCUUUUUGCAGGCUAAUGACAUUUAUCACAAACCAAAUGAGUUUCUCAGAAUCAGAGGUUACCUUUGGUUGUCAUUGAACUUUGUGAUAUUUUUCUGAUUGAUUAGUCCACUAUAUCUUACCCUUAAUAUGAAGAUUAACAAGGACUUAAGCUGGAUGAAGCGCUUCAAUGCCCAGGAGGCUCUGGAAUAUGGGCUCAUUAAUAGGAGCCUCCUGUAUCAAGGCAGACGCACCGCGUAAAGAUGCAGGCACAGGUCUUGGUUAAAAAAUUUGUUAUUUGUGCACCACGUUGGUUGCCAACUGUGAUACAUUGAGAAUGAUUUGUAGCAUUAUGCAUUCACUUACAUAAUACGACUUCCAUUCAGUAAUUGAUGCGUAUCUUUUGUGAUCAACUGAUUAAUCUGAAAUCAAUUAGUGUCAUCGGGGCUUCCAAAAACCAUUAUUUUGUCUAAAGAAUGAUUUAUUAAU
This is a messenger RNA of Cornus florida, 1424 nucleotides long. RefSeq names its product ATP-dependent Clp protease proteolytic subunit-related protein 2, chloroplastic-like. Bases 398 to 973 code for a protein of 191 amino acids. Gene Ontology annotation, biological process: protein quality control for misfolded or incompletely synthesized proteins. Gene Ontology annotation, molecular function: ATP-dependent peptidase activity; ATPase binding; serine-type endopeptidase activity. Lineage: Eukaryota; Viridiplantae; Streptophyta; Magnoliopsida; Cornales; Cornaceae. Gene Ontology annotation, cellular component: endopeptidase Clp complex. The record is from RefSeq and is a predicted model, not a curated record. The transcript has 3 exons.